Molecule: messenger RNA, 1954 nt
Organism: Orbicella faveolata
Lineage: Eukaryota; Metazoa; Cnidaria; Anthozoa; Scleractinia; Merulinidae
Product: RNA-binding protein with multiple splicing 2-like
Molecular function (GO): RNA binding
Source: RefSeq, a predicted model, not a curated record
UUACACCCAAUAAAGUAAAAACAAUGUUUUCCUGUACAAAUAUAAUUGUUGUCAUGACAACUAAAGCGUCUCGGUGGGAUUCCUUUCACGUGGAACUAGCAAUGGAAUGUCACGGGGGAAAGAAAAUUGUUACGUCAUGCAGAGUUACCUGUUGGUUGUACCAUGCAGCUGCGGGGAAUAGCAGAGGCCAUUUUAAUAUUGUAGAAGGUUGUAAUGCUUUUCAUGUUGUUACACUGCACGUUACAAGCACCUCUGCACCUAAAGCACUAACACUGUCACUGAGCCGAGUGAGCCUUGCGCACAGCACUAGUGAGGUGCAACUAGGGCCAUGGAGGCAAAAUCGACUUCUGAUGACGAGGUUCGGACCCUGUUUGUGAGCGGUUUACCAAUCGAUGUUAAACCUCGUGAAAUCUACCUCCUUUUCAGAGGCUUCAAGGGUUACGAAGGAUCACUACUAAAACUUACGGAUAAACAGGGCAAGCCUUCGCCUGUAGCAUUUGUCACAUUUGAAAGCAGAGAGGAAGCUGAAGAAGCCAAAGCCGCUUUACAGGGUGUGCGAUUCGAUCCUGAUGUCUCCCAGACGCUUCGUUUGGAGUUCGCUCGUUCCAAUACCAAAGUAUCCAAACCGGUGAAUAAGCAAGCCGUAUUGACCUCUGCUCCUACCUUUUAUCCCCGGGAGCCCCAGCUCAUACAUACAGACCUCGCUGCAGCUGGAUUUCUGCCUACCCCAGAACCAAACUUAGCCUACCCUGCUCCCAUAUUUAAUGACAUCAUGACAGCAGCAGCAACAGCUCAACACACGGCGUUUAACCAUCAUCCUACAAGUAUUCUACAGUUGCAAGCUUUCCCUCAACAUCAUCAUCCCAUAAUCCCGGCUUUAGCAUCACCGACAGCGCUUCACCACAUGGCGAACCUGGGAAACCCGCCAUGCACGACGCUCUUCGUAGCCAACCUUGGGAAAGGAAGCUCUGAACAAGAACUCAGGGAUCUAUUUGCAGAGUUACCAGGCUUUCGACGGCUAAAAAUGCACAGUAAAGGAAGCAGUCCCGUCUGUUUCGUGGAAUAUCUGGAUGUUUUUACGGCGACUAACGCAAUGCACAAUCUUCGAGGCCGGAACCUGCAGUCCUCAGCUGAAAAGGGUGGCAUAAGGAUAGAAUACGCAAAAUCAAAAAUGGGCGAGGUACAUGAGUGACUAAGUCACGCCAUCUUUGUUAGGGUCGGGUUAUUAUUGAUGGCUUUGGUACAAUACCGAUGCAAAUACAACAAUGAAAGCACGGACGAACGAACGCAAGGUUCGGAUAAGAGCUGCUCAAUAAAAAAAAAUGAGGCAAAUUUGGGUCAGACGUGGGCAUCCAUAUCCUGUUGAAAAAACGCCGAGAACUGUGGAGAUCUUUGUUUUUAAAAAUAGUUCUUAACGGUUCUUGAAAUAGAAAUUUCCUGCGGAAUAAACUGCCGAACUCAUAACAGUUUUCUGCCUUUAAUAAGGCAAAAGGGAGAGUAAUUUAAGAUUUUUUUAUGGUAUGAGAAGUCUUUACGCUGGCAAGCAAGGUUUUGUUAAACUUUCGAAAUAUCAACUACGUAAGUGUGUUACGAGUAAGUAGCAUACGUCAAGCUGUUCCUUUUCAUCGUAAUCAAUUUCAUCUCGCCUCUUUGCAGAAAAACUGUGUGUGAUGAAAUCCUAAGUUAUAGGAACAAUACAAGGAUUCCUUUCUUCCUUGAAAAAAAAUAUUUCCUUUUUAUUGAUGUUUAAUUUUAUUUUUCUUGAGCGGCUAUUUUCUUAUAAGAGACGCAAAAUGUCUCCAAAUUCCAGUUGAGGAGGUGACUGUUUUUAAGUUAUUUGAAUGAGGAGUGAUUGGUUUUCUAUGUUUACAGGUUUCAGUCCAAGUUGUAAAUAUUAUUACUGUUAUUAAUAUUUUACAUUAAAGUAUUUAAUGAAACCAUUAAAUAUUGGUAA